Messenger RNA from Hemibagrus wyckioides, 838 nucleotides. It is a transcript of the gene rpe, whose product is annotated as ribulose-5-phosphate-3-epimerase. Gene Ontology annotation, biological process: pentose-phosphate shunt; carbohydrate metabolic process; pentose-phosphate shunt, non-oxidative branch. Lineage: Eukaryota; Metazoa; Chordata; Actinopteri; Siluriformes; Bagridae. The transcript has 6 exons. Gene Ontology annotation, molecular function: D-ribulose-phosphate 3-epimerase activity; metal ion binding. Bases 65 to 751 code for a protein of 228 amino acids. The record is from RefSeq and is a predicted model, not a curated record. Gene Ontology annotation, cellular component: cytosol.
UGCGCAGAUCGCGAAACUAGCAGCGUGUUGUACUCGGUGAGAGAGAGAGAAGAGAGAGAGAGAGAUGGCAUACACAGCUAAAAUUGGGCCCUCGAUUUUGAGUAGCGAUCUUUCCCAGCUGGGGAGAGAAUGCGAGCGGAUGAUGGAGUGCGGCGCUGACUAUUUACACCUGGACGUCAUGGACGGGCAUUUUGUUCCGAACAUCACGUUUGGCCAUCCGAUGGUAGAAUGUCUCCGGAAAGCUGUGGGCCCAAAUCCUUUCUUUGACAUGCACAUGAUGGUUUCCAGACCAGAACAGUGGGUGAAGCCAAUGGCAGCAGCAGGAGCCAACCAGUAUACAUUUCAUUUGGAGGCCACUACGAAUCCUGGAAACCUCAUCAAGGAAAUCCGUGAGAGUGGCAUGAAGGUUGGUCUGGCUAUCAAACCUGGAACCACAGUUGAAGAAUUAGCACCAUGGGCCAGGCAAAUUGACAUGGCCCUAGUUAUGACGGUUGAGCCUGGAUUUGGAGGGCAGAAGUUUAUGGAGGACAUGAUGCCAAAGGUCAGUUGGCUAAGAAGUCAGUUCCCUUCUCUAGAUAUUGAGGUAGAUGGAGGAGUUGGACCAGACAGUAUUCAUCGAUGUGCUGAGGCAGGUGCUAACAUGAUUGUGUCAGGCAGUGCUGUAGUGAGCAGUUCAGACCCUCGAUCUGUAAUUGCCCUCCUCAAAGAUGUCGUCCUUGAGGCCAUUCAGAAACGAUCUCUUGACCGCUAAUAUCACCUGUUUGUAUCUUUUUUCCUGAACUUUCCAAAAUCAAACCAGAUCUUUCUGAAUUAUUUGAAUAAAUGAGUGUAAGCUAAA